Messenger RNA from Xiphophorus hellerii (green swordtail), 2230 nucleotides. RefSeq names its product syntaxin binding protein 6 (amisyn) (gene stxbp6). The coding region runs from base 305 to 1030 and encodes 241 amino acids. Gene Ontology annotation, molecular function: phosphatidylinositol-4,5-bisphosphate binding. Gene Ontology annotation, biological process: Golgi to plasma membrane transport; exocytosis; regulation of SNARE complex assembly. The record is from RefSeq and is a predicted model, not a curated record. Gene Ontology annotation, cellular component: plasma membrane; exocyst. The transcript has 7 exons. Lineage: Eukaryota; Metazoa; Chordata; Actinopteri; Cyprinodontiformes; Poeciliidae.
CCAUUCACAGACAGAGACCAGAGUCAGACACUGGCUGGCUUCGCAGCAGAGGAGGGGAGAUAAAAAAAAACAAAAAAAAAAACCUCUCCUCCCGCAGCUGAGAAACCAACAGCUAUCAGAGACGUGAAGUCGACGCGAUGUCAAACACGAAAUGCUACCGUUUAGUUUGCGGAGACAGCUACCAAUAAGGAAGAGGCUGCAGAAAGUAAGGAGUGGGUGAGCAGUGACAGCUGGAUACAUAAAGCGAGGGAUUAGAGGUCCGCACGUGGGAAAGAAAAAAGGGACUCGCUUUAACACGCCAGAGAUGAGUGCCAAGUCAGCCAUCAACAAGGAGCUCUUCACACCUCACGAUGAGAAGAUGCUCGCUGGUGUACAGGUGAAGAGGAGGACAAAGAAGAAGAUACCUUUCCUGGCCACUGGUGGCCAGGGAGAUUACACGACUUUCAUCUGCCUCUCAGUGACAAACAAGAAACCGUCCCAUGUAUCCCUCACUAAAGUGAAGCAGUUCCAAGGAUCAUCUGCCUUUGUCAAAAGGUCACAGUGGACAAUUGAUCAACUACGGCAGGUUAAUGGCAUCGACUCCAACAAAGAUUGUCCAGAAUUGGACCUGAUGUUUGACAAUGGUUUGGACCAGUGGGUUGCCAGUUCAGCAGGAGAGAAGUGCACCUUCAUCCAAAUUCUGCAUCACACCUGCCAACGCUACUGCUCAGCACGGAAACCCGAGUUCAUCAACUGUCAGUCAAAGCUGCUUGGUGAAGGCUUAGAUACAGUCAUUUACCACUGCAAGGUCUAUUUCAACAGAAUGAGGACAGACUUAGUGCCACAUCGUGGUCCUCCUCAAAAACAAGGUAACAGUAUACUACACUCAGCUGCAGACAGUGUGACCAGUGCUGUACAGAAGGCCAGCCAGGCUCUGAAUGAGCGCGGUGAGCGAUUAGGUCGGGCAGAGGAGAGGACUGCAGACAUGAUGAACAGUGCUGAACAGUUUGCUGUCACAGCACACAAGCUCGCCAUGAAGCACAAAUGUUAGGACCACUGCCAAAACCACCUGCACUGGAGGUGUGAGCACAGACCAGUCGUUGCACGGGAGAGGGAUUCCAGCAUUAAUUCUUUUUUACAUUUUUUAAAUAUAAUUAAUCUUUUUUUAACAAUGUUAACCUUUUACUCUUUUGGGUUAUCAUACUGUGGUGCAGUUAAUUCCUAAUAACAGAGUUGCAGCACAUGCAGUGACUUGCAAAAGUACUUGUACCCCUUUAGCAGUUUGCUUCAUGUUCUGUCACAUCACAAUCACAACCCUUUGUCUAAUUUAUAAGAGUCACAUGAUAACCAACACAACGUAGUGCAUCAUUUUUAAGUAGAGGAUGGGGUUCAAUGUGGUCCUAUCUGGUCUGUUUUGGAUUUAAACCUGGACUUUCACCGGACCAUUCUAACACCAAUCCAUUUCACUGUUGUUCUGCAUGCAUGUUUAGAUGUAUUGUUCUCCAUGUAUCAAAUCUCUUGCAGCCUUUAUCACCUUUUUUCCUCCAUGUUUUUUCUAUAUUGUGCUCCAUCUUUCUUCCCAUCAACUUAGACUGAUUUGUCUGUAGCAUCCGCCACAUCAUGACACUACCACCACAUUUAGUGAUGGGGAUGGUAUAUUGAUUUGCACUAUAAGGCCUCUACUACAUACUGCAUUUUACAUCUAAUCAGUGUCCCUUCUUCUACAUGUUUCAUCCUCUUAUGACUUUCUUCUUGUCACUCAUCCUUAAAGGCCAGAUUCAUGGAGUGGCCGACUAAUAGUUGUCUUGUCAGUGGAUUAAACUUGAACAGUCCUUUAUGAGACGUUCAAAGUUCAGAAUAGUGUUUAAAAAACUAACCUUAUGUUAUUUUAUACCUAUUAUGUCUAUUGUCAGCAGAUUCCAAUUGAACAGUCGUUUAUGAGAUGUUCAAAUUUCGGGAUAGUGUUUAAAAAAACUAAACUACUAUUUUGUACCUCCUCUGUCUAUUGUUGUUGUUCGUCUUCAUAAUGCUGUUUGUUCAGUAACGUUCAUUUUUAUGAUGCUUUGGCAAAGCAACAGAGCAUAACUAACACAUUAACCAAUUAGGUGCUUUCUGACAGCAAUUGAUUGCACUGAAAUAUACAGAAUAUAGGGAUGCGUUAGGAAAGUAGGUUGAAUACAGAUGCACACUACUUUAAGAUUGCUCAUUUGCCAUUCAACUUGUAUUAUUCACCAUCCACUUUAUAGUUAUA